AGUGAUGUUGAGGGGGCGUGUUCUGCAGUAGUGGUGAUAGAUAAGGCAGAGUCCCUGUGUCACAAGCCUGAGGUGGGGGAGGUUGGACCCAAGGUGCAGGAAACUCAAAACCACACAGAGAGAUGCAGAGUACAACAAAUAAAAAAAACCUUUUUUCCAGAGACCGGGAGGUGAAAUAACAAAAGGACUGGAAUCCAAGUCUUCAGCCCAACAAUCCAAGCAUCCAAAAAUCAGAGAUAUAAACUUACAAACAGGGAACACUGGAGCACAAGCAGCAAACGUGUUGAAAAGACAAUGACCCAACAACACCGAAGGACAAGACAGGGUUUUAUACACAGAGGGCAGUGAUCAGGAGACGAGAAGCAGGUGCGUGGGGAGAGAGAACUGAGGGGAGACUGUUGAAAUCAGUAAACUAAAUGGGAAGGGAAAACAAAGUAGAGGAGGGGAUGAAACCAUAACCUGACUAUACAUAAAUAAACCUAAACAGAAGAAUAAGGGCACAGGAGAACCAAAGAUAAGGAGUGACAGAACUAAAUACAUUGAACGGUAUGGGAGACUAAUUAACCAAGUGGGGAAGGAACAUAAAAGUACUGAAGGGGGGAAACUAAACUACCAUAAACAUACAAUACUAAGGAUAGGAAAGCUCAUAAACUUGAAACAAGAACUUAAAUGGGAGAUCUAAUAAUGGGGAACAAGGGGGAAACCUGGAAGGGGCUGAGGAACACAGGGAUGCAGAACGUGACACCCUGCUAGUGACUUGAAUGUAAAUACAAGAACCGUGAUCUCAGUGCAAAAUUUUGCCGUAAGCAACUGCAGUGCGUGUAAUACUGGAGUGAUGCUCUCCCAAAUUUUCACUCCGGUAAUGAAUGUCGCUGCAGCGUUCUGAACCAUCUGCAGCUUUGACAGUGUGGAAGUGGUCAGACCAACAUGCAAAGAGUUGCAGUAGUCGAGUCUGGAAAGCACAAAUGCAGAUGUUACAAUCUCAAGGUUCUUUCUGGAUAGUUUAGGCUUAAUCCUUGCAAGGCGCCGGAGUUGAAAACAGCAGGAUCUCACUACACAGUUCCCCUGUGCAUCAAAGGUCAGUCCAGAGUCCAAUCACCAAGGUCUGUUCCCAUUUUACAUUCAAAUGGUGCCAAUGAUAAGAGGUCUAUGCUACAUGGCUGAUGGCCAUUAGGUGAAAAAACAAAUGACUUCAGGCUUGCCCUCAUUGUAACCUAAAAGGUUUACUGACAACCAUGAAUGCACAUCUUCUACGCACACCACCAGAGACUUAAUCAAGCCAGACAGCCCCUUUUUUGCUGGCAGAGAAAUCUGGCAGUCAUCGGUAUACAAAAGAAGUCAAUACCGCACCUGCGGAAGAUCAGGCUGAGUGGGAGCAGAUAGAUUGAAUAGAGCAGGGGACCCAGCACAGAUUCCUGAGGGAGCCCCUUUUCAGCUGUUUCUGGGACGAUGAGUGAUUCUCUGUAGAAACACUCAGUUCUAUCAGUCAGGUAGGACUUCAACCAACUCAGACCUGCUCCUGAAAUCCCCACCCACUGCUCUAGCUGUUCCAGCAGGACCUGAUGAUCCACAGUAUCAAAUGCUGCAGACAGGUCAAUAAGCAGCAAUGCCACCGCCUCCCUAGCAUCAGUUGCCAGGAUUACAUCGUUGAGCACCUUUAAGAAGGCAGUUUCAGUGCUAUGCCUCGAUCUGAAUCCAGACUGGUGUAGUUCUAGGAUCGCAUGGGUGGUCAAAAAUAGAGAGAGCUGAUCAUAAACUACCUUCUUCAAUAUUUGUAACAGAAAAGAAGGUGCAAGAUUGGCCUGAAAUUGGAAAUAACUCCUGGGUCCAAAGCUGCCUUCUUGAGCGGGGGCUUCACCACCGCAUGUUGAAAAGUGUGAGGCACAAGGCCGUGACUGAAGCUGCUGUUUACCAGAUACUACCGAAGGAGCCAAGACAAGAGAAACCACUUUAAAGAACCAGGCAGGCAAGAUAUUACUCGAGGAACCUGACCGCUUCAUUCGGGAGACCAGUUUCAGCACAUUGGACACGGGUAAACGAACAUGAGACACCUGUCAUCCUAGUCAGGGAAGGCAGGUUGGACCUGGAUCCGACCCAGAAACUAGGUUCUCUGGCCCGUUAGGGAUUUUUAAAAGAUCCCCAUUUUCUUCUGGAGCUCAGCACAGACCUCCUUGACUUGGUUCCGAAAACUCCACCAUGGGGUUCUGAAGGAUAGGAGGCACGUUGAACUCCCAUCACAUCCCUGGGAUUGUAAUCCUUUGGUCUGAAGUGCGCACCACAAACAAUGGUGUUUUCAGCUGCAAAAAACGCACCAGGAAUGGAACAUGGUCUUGUUCAUUCUCUUAUUUGGAAACCUAUGGACUCGAUGUCUGGCCAAACAAAAUAGUUUACCAUCCAUCCAUCCAUCCAUCCAUCCAUCCAUCCAUCCAUCCAUCUUUUUCUUCUCAUCCAGAGUCGAGUCGCGGCAGCAGCAGCCUAGGUCGAGAGGCCCAGACUUCCAUCUCCCCAGCCACUUGGGCCAGCUCUUCUGGGGAAACCCCAAGGUGUUCCCAGGCCAUGGUCCCUCCAGCGUGUACCUCACCAGGGACUCAUCCAGGGGGCAUCCUAAUUAGAUACCCGAGCCACCUCAAGUGGCUCUUCUUGAUGUUUAUGUUUACUUAUUUGGCAGUAGGGUUGUCACGGUGUGAAAAUUUAACCUCACGGUUAUUGUGACCAAAAUUAUCACGGUUUUCGGUAUUAUCACGGUAUUUUUUUAAACGUGUUACAUUUUCAGACAACUAAAUAAACCCUGUAUAUCAGGAAAAUAUUGUCCUCAGUUUGUGUCAGAAUUUUGCCUAAAAUUUGUUACUUUGUAAUUAUGUUGUUUAUUUGUUUACUUUUUCCCCCUUUAGUCUUUAAAAUACCAAUAUUUGCCCAUAACUUCUUAUUUUUUGUCUGUUUGAUGUCGUCAUUUAAAAAAUAUUAGAUCAGAUGACACUCAGUACUCAAGUAGCCUUCUAAUCAGAUACUUUUUACCCUUACUUGAGUAAUAAACCCUAUAUCAGGAAAAUAUUGUCCUCGGUUUGUGUCCUUCCAGUGAGCUUUGCAGAUGUGGGAAAAUGUCAUCAGGCAGUAAUCAUUGUUAAAUUCAUAAUUAUUCUCGGAGAGAGACCAACUCUUAUCUGCCCCUGGGAGCCCCGUAAUGCAUAGCAUCAUUUCAAUAUGGGGGUGUCCGUGACACGGUUUAUAUGCAGGUAGCGGCGCUGCGGCUGCUUUAUAUAGCGACUCGUUGCGGUCUCCCUCAACGCAAAUCCUCGGAUCACGCAUUUUAGCAAAAACGCUAACGUUAGCUUGCCUUGUGUUGACUGUAGAGUUGUGGGUGAUGGUCACGCAGAUGUGUCAUGAGAUUUGAAGCGUUGCUGCCUUUCACAGACACUUUCUGCACGUGCUGCAAACAGGAUAGACGUCUUCUAUCAACUCGGCAUUCUUCAAAUAUCCAAAAAAUGCCCGUACUUCCCUCUUUGUCUUCUUUGAGAGAUAAUAAAUGUCCUGAGCACUGCCGUCUCCUCCUUUGGCCAUUAUUUCAGCUUUAGCUUCAAGAAAAUUUUGGCUGUAAACAACAAAGUGCGCAUGUGCCGCCGGUGUACCAUCAAAUCACGCUCCCCCAUCAUUUAAUGCUUCCCCUAUAGCUCCGCUCCGCCUUAGCGUCAAAAGUGCUGCUCGGCUCCACCCAGGCGGCAAAAAGAAAACCCGCGCUUGAUGGGGGAGCGCGAUUUGAUGGUACACCGGCAACUUCAGCAGAUGAUACGGUGGCUGGUAAGGGUCCCCGCGCCUACACCACAGCGACGGUAAUCCACCGAGAUAAUAUAGUUUUUUAAAAACAAGACGGUAUUAUUAUCGUCUACCUUUUUACCAGGGUUUACUGCUACACCGGUUACCAUGACAACCCUAUUUGGCAGAUGCUUAUAUCCAAAGCGAUGUACAAUUGGUAACCUAUAGGGCAUGUUGUGAUCUGUGGGGGAAACCGGAGUACCCGGAGGAAACCCACGCAUGGAAGAGGAGAACAUGCAACUCCACGAAGAAAGGCCACAGCCAAGUUUCAGACCUGCAACCUUCUUGCUGUGAGGCAACAGUGCUAACCACUGCGCCACCAUACAGCCAUGUGGAGGAGCAGCAGGUCUACUCCAAGCCCCUCCCGGGUGACCGAGCAUCUCUCCCUAUCUCUAAGGAAGAGGCCAGCCACCCUGCGGAGAUAGUUUACCAUUUUUAAGAAAAACAAAUGCAAUCCAAAACUAUUGAACACACACUGACUCGAUAACACAACCUCUCUACCCAAAACGACCUACUCGCCACACUGAGCUUGAGGCAGGACUAGCUUAUAAACCCCUGUCGUUACGUCAGAGGUUAAGAUUAAAACAGCCUUUUUAGAAGCGUAGCUAAAAAAGUCCACUUUUUACUCAAGAUAAGGGGCCGCUAUGUAUAAAAUACAGACAAUAAUCGCUCCAAACAGUCUUUUUGGACAGCAUUUUACAUGAAAUAAAAAAAUGAAACCUGCAAUUUGCUCAUUAACUCUUAGUGAAUUUUCUUUAACGUCAGUCAAGUUCAUGAGAAAAAUAGAGAUUCUAAAUAUGUGACGAAUUUUUCAGAUGGACAGCCUGCCCAUUUCUCUCAUAAUUCUCUGGGAAGAAGAGAAGGAGAUGAGGGAGAAAGAAGAUUUCCAGGAACUCCAGAGAUGCGGAAAGGAUGGGAGGAGGCGCUGCAGAGGCUGGCUGGUCAGGUGGUCUCAUACCAUUUCUGUCAGGCUGAUAACUGUAACACCUGUCUGGUUCCUGAGUUUGUCCACAACAUGGCCGCCUUGUUGAGCAGUGCUCCUCAGCUGGCAGCCUAUCGAGAGCUGCUGUGUCAAUCACCACCCCUACAGAGCAUGCUCAGCCUCCGUUCCUGCAUCCAGAAUCCAAGUUCAGCUCUACAGAGGGGAAUACUGGAACCGUUGGAAUCUCUCCAUAAAGAGAGAAAGUUUUAUUUGGACGGGGCGGGGCUUAUUAUUGUGAUUGAUGGGCUAAACGAGGCAGAGUUUCACAGGCCGGACUAUGGAGAUACAGUCACCUCCUUCCUGUCCCGCAAUAUCCAGAGAUUUCCUUCCUGGUUGAAAGUUAUUUGCACUGUCAGGACCAGUCAUCAGGACAUCAGUGGUUCACUUCCAUUUCACCACAUCUCUCUGGACAGGGUGGAGGAGAAUCCCGCCAUAGACCACGACCUGCAGGGUUAUCUGAUGCAGCGUAUCCACAGCAGCGCUGAGAUCCAGAACAAUGUGUCCCAGAGCAAUGGUCGCCUUGACAACACGGCCUUAACCAAACUGAUCUGCCACCUGAAGACCCUGAGCAGAGGCUCAUACUUGUACCUGAAACUGAUCCUUGACCUAAUAGAAGGAGGUUACCUUGUCCUAAAAAGCUCUAACUUCAAGGUGGUUCCUGUUAGCUUAGCAGAGGUUUACCUGCUGCAGCUCAACAUGCGGUUUCCCACCCAAUCAUCAUUUCAGAGAGUUCUGCCUCUACUCAAUGUUACAGUGGCUUCUCUAAACCCACUGAGCGACCAGCAGCUGUUUGAGGCGGUGAAUGCUGGUUCUGUAAGCGGAGGAACUAUUCACUGGGGAGAGUUUGUGCAGCGCUUGCAGCAGCUGUCUUGCUUCCUGCUACAGCGGCAUGAUGGCAACAGGAUGCUGAACCACCCGUCCUUCAGGGAGUGGUUGGUGUGGCGGGAGGAAGGCCAGGACGACCGGUUCCUCUGUGACCUCAGGAGUGGACACACUCUGCUGGCCUUCUGGCUCUCCCGACAGGAUGGGAAGCUGAACCAUCAGCAGACGCUGGAGCUGGGACACCACAUCCUUAAAGCUCACAUCUACAAGGGUCUGAGUAAGAAGCUCGGGGUCUCCUCCUCUGUUCUUCAGGGACUGUGGUUGUCCUACAGCACAGCCAACCUCAGUCCUGUUCUCGCAUCCCUGCACAACCUAUACACCCCAAACAUCAAGGUAAGCAGGUUGCUGAUUGCAGGUGGAGCUGAUCUGGAUUAUCGUACAGAUGUCUUAAACAGCGCCCCCUUGCUGUGUGUCCACGCUCACCUGGGACACACUGAUGCUGUGGCACUGCUGCUGGACCACGGGGCCAAGGUAGAUGCUCAGACAAAUGAUGGGUUGACUGCUCUGGGACUGGCUGCUGCAGCUGGUCAUUUGAAAAUUGUCAUCCUGCUGAGUAAGCACCAAGCCAAGGUGGGUCAUGUGGACAGUUCAGGCCGGUCUGUUCUUGUUCUAUCAGCACAGCAAGGUCACCUGGAUGUGCUGCGUUUCCUGCUGAGGAGCUGUGAAUGGAGCUGCACCACCUGCUGCAGCCAGAGGGGGGCGAGCAAGAGCCAGGCGGUGCAGCAGGCUCUGACUGCAGCAGCCAGCAGGGGUCACACAGAGAUGGUGUCAUACUUAUUGGAUCUUCCUGAGGAAGAUGAGGAAGAGGAACAGAGACCUCAGAUUAACAUUUAUGACAGUUUGUGGGGAGAGACAGCUCUGACCGCAGCAGCGGGACGCGGCCAGCUUGCCAUCUGCAGGCUGUUGUUGGAUCAGGGGGCAGCUGCAGAGCAAAGCAACAGGCAGGGGCUCAGUCCGCUGUCCAGCGCUGUGAGACAAGGUCACUCACAGGUGGUCGAGCUGUUACUGAACCACGAUGUUGAGUUGAACCGGGUUGAUCAGCAGGGUCGAACGGCUCUGAUGACGGCAGCCUCAGAAGGACAUUUAACAGCUGCCCAGCUGCUGCUGGACCAUGGCUCAUCUCUGGACCAGGCUGACAGGGAGGGCUUAACGGCGCUGAGCUGGGCGUGUCUGAAAGGCCAGCUCUUAUUGGUCAGGGAGCUGGUGGAGAGAGGAGCUGACACCGCUCACGCUGACCGCAGCGGGCGCACUCCUCUUGACCUGGCAGCUUUCUGUGGUGACCCUGAAGUGGUCCAGUACCUGGUUGACCAUGGUGCCUUGGUGGAACACGUGGACUGCAGCGGGAUGCGGCCUCUGGACCGAGCUGUUGGCUGCAGAAACACUUCAGCUGUGAUUGCGCUGCUCAAAAAGGGAGCCAAAAUAGGACCGGCGACGUGGGCCAUGGCAACCUCUAAACCUGAUAUUUUAAUGGUUUUACUGAGUAAAAUGAUUCAAGAAGGAGACAAACUUUACAAGCAGGGAAAGGUGAGGGAGGCUGCUCAUUUGUAUCAGUCAGCUCUGCCGAAGUUUCCCAGCGAUGAGCUGAAGUCCUUCAGACAGCUCCGAGUUUGUGUGCUUCUCAAUUUGUCCCGCUGUCGCCGCAAACUGGACGACUUCAGCCUUGCAGAGGAGUUUGCAACCAAGGCUCUGGAGCUAAAAACUAAAUCCUAUGAAGCCUUUUAUGCUCGUGCUCGAGCCAAGCGGAGCCGCAGACAGUUCCACGCUGCUCUGGAGGAUCUGAUGGAGGCCAGCCGUCUCUGUCCAUCCAACCGGGAGAUCCAGCGCCUGUUGUCAAGGGUCAAAGAGGAGUGUCUUCAGGCUGAACAACAGCAACAGGACUCUGCUCCUUCAUCUCAUCAGCUUCAUCAACAAACCAUAGCUUUGUCUGUCUGUGAGUCCAGGUGCGAAGAUCCAGCCAGUCUUCAGGCGCAGGACAGGAAAAGCCAGAACAAAGAAGAGGAACAAGCAAAAAACAAGGACAGAAGCUGUACUUUUUAUGCAAAGCAAGUCUCAAGUCCCACCCACUCAGCAGGCGUUUCCUCACCCAGUCAACCCAAGCCUCUUUCUGUUUCCCCUCCGUUUCCCAAUGUCAGCACUCUGCCUUCAUCCCAGCAACAACGACAGCAAACUCCCUCGCUGCUGGAAAGUGUAACUGGAGAACUGUCCCACCAGUCACCGUCGUUCCCAGCCCUCCACAACUCAUAUCAAAAUCAGGAGGUGCAGCAGAACCACGCUGCAACCAGCCAGAAGUCUCUUCUAAAGCAGAACCCUGGCCAAGUCCAGUGGCUCCAGCAAGCCAAAGUGGAGGUGGUCAGAACCAGUCAACCUUCCUCUUCAGCCCACUCCAGCAUGGUACUGGGAGGGUCGGCCUACUCCCAGUUUGCUCAUCUUCCUCAGGAGUUAGCCGAAUUGGGGGAAGGCUUGUUUCCAAGUCCUUUAGAUGUCAGGUCUUCUCAGCAGGUUUGUGCUGCUCCACAUGCUGUGGGAGAUGUGAACGUCGCCCUUGUUUGCAAGGCGAGAACUGCCUCUCCCUAUGGGAGAGGGUCAGGAGCAGACAAGACGGGAGCUAAUCCUUUAUUCCAGCCACGAAUAUUCAACCAUAACCAGUCCAAGGCAGCAUGCUACCCAAUGGAGUUUACGGAGACAGCAAAGGGAGAUCCCGAUAAACCUCGUCCACCACUUGACUAUCAGUACCAACACCAGAGUGGGUGUCGGCACCCACUCAGCACCCAUCCAACCACUAUGUCUGCUCCUCUCAGGCCCCUCAUUCACUCCCAAAGUGUGAGUGCUCCGUUCUCAUCUAGCAGUGGAAGCAUUACUAGUGGGCCACCAAAUCUAGUCCAAGGCUUCAGGACCUCCGCCUCUGCCCAGCACAUGGAUCUACCUUCAGAUUUUGUGGAAGGAGUUUGUGCUUAUAAGGAAGACUUUUUGCCUAAUUCUACUUCCCAAUCAGAAGUGAGCAUUGCAGGAGGUGGGUCAUAUCCUGGAGAAGCAGGACACUCAUCAAGGAACACUCCGUUUAUGGGUGUAACCGACAAGACAGUUAGGGUGCACCAGCAGCAAGCUCCAUCAAGUUCAGCAUUUUGCCUCAGUCCUUCCCGCUCCUGGGCCAUGUCCUCAGUGGACACAGUUGUUACCUCCCCCAGCAAAAACCCUGCUAGCCAUGGAGGCUUUGCUCCACACCAAACCUCGUCCAUUGCUUACUACAACCGCAGCAACAACAACGCCCACGGUGGCCCCCUCCAUGACAACCAGCUGGACUUUUGUGAGGUGGUUCUGGGUAACGGUCAACAGGGUCCAGGUUUGGUACAGGUCACUCAUCAGAAUCCCUCCUAUAAGGAUGUAAAAGUGUCUCGAACACUGCCGGUUGCCCACAGCUGCUCAGACAGGCCAACAGGGAGAAGAACCGGUCCGACAUCUCCUGUCAAACCAAAAAGACCAUUUGUGGAGUCAAAUGUGUGAUGGGGAAUGGAGGUGGAUGUUUGCCCAAAGGAAUCGUAUAUUGGAACAUUCCAGGAUUUCCUGGAGCUGAUCUGCUCAACACAAACUUCUUUCUAAGUUGUUCAAGUGGCUAAAGUACCAAUAGCAGUUUUAUCACAAAGUCUCAGUUUUUACUAAAACUGGCAGCUUUUAAUCAGCUGUUAGUAAGUCUGGUGUAACCAAGAGGUGGCUGAAGACGUUCUCAGAAGACCAAUAGACACUUGAGAGAAGAGUUGGUGCUUUGUCCAUAGUUGGUUUCAACACGAUAAGCUUAUGUUACACUCAUGAACAAAGAAAUAUGAAGCAGUGACUGACAGAAACAUGAAAUAAACACAAUCAUCACCUGUCAAAGCACAAGAUGGAAGAGGAAGAUGAUCAGAAAUCAGAAAAACACUUAAAUCUGAUUCUUCUUCUCAUGUCCUGUCCUCUGGCUUCAGUCGGACAAAUGGGAGUUUCCUGCAUCCUGAUGGAGAACAUUGUGUCUGACUGAACGAGACGAUCCAGGCUUUAGGAGCUGUGCUAGUCCAGGGCCGUAUCAGGACUGCCGAGCCACAUGCUUACAAACAACGACUCGGCUGUUCUUAGAUAAGCGCUGGUAUUCUGUGUGUACAAAGCUGUAUUUAUCUUCUGUAUUUAACUACAAUUUUCUAAGUUGUUGACAUUUUACUCAUUUCAUUUUUAUGUUUGUACUCAUCUGUACUUCUUUAGAGGAAUUCCCAUGUGGAACACACACACACACACACACACACACACACACACACACACACACACACACACACACACACACACAAAUAUACAUACAUACAUAAAACCCACAGUGAUCACAGAAAUAACUUGAAUUUGGUAAAAAUAAUAAUAAAUUAAAAUUCUGUGAAAUGUAACCAAUGAAAUACAGACAUUGCUUUUCAACCAUGCUUCUAUGGAAUUAUUUAAAAAACUUAACUUGUGGAACAGGCUUGGACAAAAAUGAUGGUACCCUUAACUUAGUAUUUUGGUACACAACCUUUUGAGGCAAUCAAAUGAUUGACUUCUGCACCUCUCAGCAGGUAUUUUGGCCCACUCCUAAUGAGUAAAUGCUCCAGUUGUCUCAGGUUUGAAGGGUGUCCUUUCCAGGUGGCAUGUUUCAGCUCCUUCCGAAGAUGCUCAAUAGGAUUGAGGUCAGGGAUCGUAGAAGGCUACUUUAUGUCUGCCCAUAAUCUUCUUCCUUUUCUUCAAGUGUAUGUGCUGCUGUAGCAAGUGACUUUCCCCACUGUGGGAUUAAUAAAAUCUGUUCUGUUCUAUUUAUAAUAGUCCGAUGUUUUCUCUUAGCCAUUCUUGGGUGAGUCUAGCUGUGGUCGUUGUCCCGUUGCAAGACCCAUGACCUGUGAUUGAGACCAAGCUUUCUGACAGUUGCCAGCCCAUUUCUGUCAAAUCCAUUGAUAGUCGUGAUAUUUCAUGGUACCCUGCACAGAUUCUAAACACCCUGUGCCAGAUGUAGCAAAAAAUGACAGAGCCCCCUCUAUGUUGCACAUAGGAACUGUGUUAUUUUCUUAAUAUGCUUCAUUUUUCUGUCUGUGAACAUGGACCUGAUGUGCCUUGAUUGGCAAAAGUUCCAUCUUUGUCUCAUCAGUCCAGAGGACAUUCUCCAGAAGCUCUGUGGCGUGUCAACAUGUAGUUUGGCAUAUUCCACUCUGGCUUCUUUAUGGUUUGUUUUCAACAAUGGAUGGUGUCCUCCUUGGCUAUCUGCCAUGUAGUCCACUUUGCCUCGAACAACGACGGAUGGUGCGACCUGACACUGAUCUUCCUUCAGUUUGAAGUUCAUAUUAGAUCUCUUUAGAAGUUUUUCUGGGCUCUUUUGUUACCAUUCAGAUUAUCCGUCUCUUUGAUUUGUCAUCAGUUUUCCUCCUGCGGUCCAGGGAGGUCGGCCACAUUCCCAUGGAUCUGAAAUGUCUGAAUAAUAUGUGCAGCUGUAGUCACAGCAACAUCUAGGUGGUCUCAUGGCCUUUACCUUUAACAUGCUUGUCUAUCAUUGUCUUUCUAGUCUCCUGGGACAACUCUUUCCUUUGCUUCCUCUGGUCCAUGUUGAGUGUGGUACACACCAUGUCACCAAACAACACAGUGACUACCUGGAGCCCUAUAUUUAGGCCAACUGGAUAAUAACGAGAUUGUAGACACCUGUAAGCUGAAUAGUGGACACACCUGGAACUAACACGUCCCUUGGGUCACAUUAUUUUCAGUCUUUUCAAGGGGUGUCAUCAUUUUGUCCAGGCCUGUUCCACGAGUUUAUUAUUAUUUUUUAUAAUACAAUUGAAGCAUGGUUGAAACACAAGUCUGACUGGUUAAGCUUCAUUUAAGUUUUAUGUAUUAAAACUUUUGUCAGAUUCAAGUUAUUUCUGUGACCAUUGAAGGUUUUUCUUUCAUUGACUGAAGGGAACCAACACUUCUAUCCACACACACACACACACACACACACACACACACACACAUGCACUCAUGUAUACAUGUCUCUGUGUGUGUGUUGGGUCAGUUUUUUCAUGUCUUAUUGUAAUUUAUGCAAACUCAAGGGAUUCUGACACUAACUGGUCUCUUUGUCUCAACAAAAUUAAUGAGCCACUGAUCACUGUGGGCUUUUACAGAAUCUGUUGUAGUGAAUAUUAUGGGAUGUUGUGGUGGUUUGAUUAGUUCAUGUCACUAAUUUUACUUCACAGAACCAUUCUGAGUUUAUGUAUGAAGAAAUAUUUCACAGGAAGUCAUGUCAUGGCUCCACAGUCUAACAGAUUAUGAAACACCAGUCAGCAAAAGUAACCCCACAUGAAGGUGCCAGCAGAGUGGAUUAAAUCUCCACUUCAACCCAAUUUUCCAUCCUCAGUAGCAGGGGAAUAUGGGUGACAGUUGAUAGAAGACCCCCACACAACCAGGUCUGCGUGGAGCAGCUGGGUCCAGAUCAGAAAUGGAUGUUUACAUUUGUUAUUCAUUUUUAUUAAAGCUCCAACAACAAUCUAA
Molecule: messenger RNA, 12175 nt
Organism: Nothobranchius furzeri (turquoise killifish)
Lineage: Eukaryota; Metazoa; Chordata; Actinopteri; Cyprinodontiformes; Nothobranchiidae
Source: RefSeq, a predicted model, not a curated record